CGCAUUGACACGGAAUGGCCAAGUCAGUCAAGUCGCGGCCAGCCUCAUCCGCCGCCGCCGCCGCCGCCGCCGCCACGUCUCAUACAAGCCCAGCCAAUGCACAGCAGCAGCAGCAGCAGCAGCAGCAGGAUCCGCAGGUGGCCGGCGCGGCAGAGCAGACAGCGCCCGAGGAGAGCUACCCGGCCGUCGAUCUGUACGACAGCGUUGCCGUCAAGUCGACGAUGGACGACUCGCUGCGGGGCCUGCUGACGCUCGAGGCCGGCUUCAUUGAGAGCCAUCGCCGCAUGGAUAUCAAGAUCGGGAUGUCGGCUGCGGCGAUCGCGCUGACCGGGUUUGCGCUCGCCUGGGGCUACUUUGUCCCAUUCCCCGAGAGCUCGCUCGUUGUUGGCACAUGCGUCGUCCUCUACUUUGCACUGAUGCUCGUCAUCACGGCGUACACGUUCUUUGCCGAGGGCGUCACCGUGUUUGAGGGUUUGCGCCAGAACGUGUCUGCCACCGCACGGCCAGGCAGCGCCAAGGCCCAAGAGUCGGUCGUCGUCGACUCUGAGUUUAACAAGCUCAAGCACGAAUACACGCUCAAGAUCACGUUGCAACGGUACGGCAAGGCGCCAGUCACAGAGUCGCUCUCCAAGCCGGUGGGCAGCUACUUUCACAGCGACGGCUACUUUGCCGAGACUGCGUUCGACUCGGAUGCCCGAAAACUGCUCAAGCAGGUCGAGUCCAAGCUGGCAUGAGAUGGCGAGGGGUGGUGCAUGUCCGUCUGAUGUGUUUACAACAAAAAUACGAAGCUGAAACAACUAAAAGAAACGC
Capsaspora owczarzaki ATCC 30864 is the source of this 810-nucleotide messenger RNA. RefSeq lists its product as hypothetical. Gene Ontology annotation, biological process: protein targeting to ER. NCBI's taxonomy places the organism in Eukaryota, Filasterea, Ministeriida, Capsasporidae. Bases 15 to 734 code for a protein of 239 amino acids. The transcript has a single exon. Gene Ontology annotation, cellular component: signal peptidase complex; membrane. The record is from RefSeq and is a predicted model, not a curated record.